Helianthus annuus (common sunflower) is the source of this 519-nucleotide messenger RNA. RefSeq lists its product as uncharacterized. Lineage: Eukaryota; Viridiplantae; Streptophyta; Magnoliopsida; Asterales; Asteraceae. The transcript has a single exon. The record is from RefSeq and is a predicted model, not a curated record. Bases 1 to 519 code for a protein of 172 amino acids.
AUGCCAGCCCACAUCAGAACAUAUGAUGGGACGGAAGAUCCUGAAGACCAUCUUCAGAUCUUUACCGGUGCCGCAAGAAUCGAGAAAUGGUCAAACGCUGAAUGUUGUUUGAUGUUCAUGCAAACCCUUGUGGGAUCAGCAAGAAUCUGGUUCAAUGACUUACCUGCUCGAAGCAUUCGAAGCUUGGACGAUCUCAGCAAGGGGUUCUUAGCCAAUUUCUCCCAACAAAGGCGGUAUAUCAAAGAUGCUACAGUGAUUUUCCAGAUCAAGCAAAGAGAUGAUGAAAGUCUUCGAGAGUUCAUAAAGAGGUACAAGAAGGAAGGUCUAACCUAUGUGGGAGCAGAUGAAAAAAUGAGGGUGGCUGGUUUCAUGAACGCCAUUACAUCUAAAUACCUCACAAGGGAUUUCAACAAAUCUUUCCCCAAGACUUUGGAAGAAGCUCUCGAAAGGGCUGAAGCCCACAUUCGAGGAGAGGAGGAAGUAGAUAUCAAAGAACAAAGAAAAAGAGGAAACAGUUGA